CCCGCCUCCCGCUGCACAGCGCUGCGUGUCCUGUGCGCGCGUGCGGCGACUGGCCCCGAGUCCCACCGCGGGCGAGUGCGUUCAUCUGCGGCGUCCGAGCGGGCGAGCAAAGGAGGGGGCUGGCGGUGUGCUGCGCAGCGGCUGGAGAGCAGCAGGCCGAGGGUCUUCGGCACAGAAAUCUGGCCUCGGAACCAGCGAUCCUCUGCACAACUCCCAACGGCCACUAACAUCCCUACCCGGCAUCUGGGCCUGGGGUUCUGCUCAGAAAUCGGCCUGGCCCAACUCCGUCCCUCUGAGCUCUUGAAGAUUACCGCGUCUUUCUUCCUAGCGCAGAGAAGUGAGCCCGGAAAGGGAAGGAGAGGGCGGGGACACCCCCCCUCCCCCGCCCCAAAUAAAUAAAUAAAUAAACUGGCUCUUCAUCGCAGCUGGACACGGUUGGUUGAGUCCAGGUUGGGUCGGACCUGAACCCCUAAAAGCGGAAACGCCUCCCGCCCUCGCGCCAGCCGCCGGCCGGGAGCUGAGUCGCCGGCGGCGGUGGCGGAGGACCGACUAGGGAGUUUCCUCUCGCUCUGGAUGGAGCUGAACUUUGGGUGGCCAAAGCAGCGCGGCCGUCCGGCGAUCGCUGCAUGCUGAGCUGCCUCGGCGAGACCCAGCGGCGGCUCGGGAUUUUUUGGGGGGCGGGGACCAGCUGUGCGCCGGCACCAUGUUCCUGGCGACUCUGUACUUCGCGCUGCCGCUCCUGGACGUGCUCCUGUCGGCCGAGGUGAGCGGCGGGGACCGCCUAGACUGUGUGAAAGCCAGCGACCAGUGCCUCAAGGAGCAGAGCUGCAGCACCAAGUACCGCACGCUGAGGCAGUGCGUGGCGGGCAAGGAGACCAACUUCAGCCUGACGUCUGGUCUGGAGGCCAAAGACGAGUGUCGCAGUGCCAUGGAGGCCCUCAAGCAGAAGUCGCUCUACAACUGUCGCUGCAAGAGGGGUAUGAAGAAGGAGAAGAACUGCCUGCGUAUCUACUGGAGCAUGUACCAGAGCCUGCAGGGAAAUGAUCUGCUUGAAGAUUCCCCAUAUGAACCAGUUAACAGCAGAUUGUCUGAUAUAUUCCGGGUGGUCCCAUUCAUACCAGUGGAGCACAUUCCCAAAGGGAACAACUGCCUUGAUGCUGCCAAGGCCUGCAACCUCGAUGACACCUGCAAGAAGUACAGGUCCGCGUACAUCACCCCGUGUACCACCAGCAUGUCCAAUGACAUCUGCAACCGGCGCAAGUGCCACAAGGCCCUCCGGCAGUUCUUCGACAAGGUUCCAGCCAAGCACAGCUAUGGCAUGCUCUUCUGCUCCUGCCGGGACAUCGCCUGCACCGAGCGGAGGCGGCAGACCAUCGUGCCUGUGUGCUCCUACGAGGAGAAGGAGAAGCCCAACUGUCUGAACUUGCAGGACUCCUGCAAGACGAAUUACAUCUGCAGAUCUCGCCUUGCGGAUUUUUUUACCAACUGCCAACCGGAGUCAAGGUCUGCCAGCAGCUGUCUAAAGGAAAACUAUGCUGACUGCCUGCUUGCCUACUCAGGACUUAUUGGCACAGUCAUGACCCCCAACUACAUAGACUCGAGCAGCCUCAGUGUGGCCCCGUGGUGCGACUGCAGCAAUAGCGGGAAUGACCUGGAGGAGUGCUUGAAAUUUUUGAAUUUCUUCAAGGACAAUACAUGUCUUAAAAAUGCAAUUCAAGCCUUUGGCAAUGGCUCUGAUGUGACUGUGUGGCAGCCAGCCCUCCCUGUUCAGACCACCACUGCCACCACCACUACAGCCUUUCGGCUCAAGAACAAGCCCCUGGGGCCAGCAGGGUCUGAGAAUGAAAUCCCCACUCAUGUCUUACCACCUUGUGCAAAUUUACAGGCACAGAAGCUGAAAUCAAAUGUGUCGGGCAGCACACACCUCUGUCUUUCUGAUCGUGAUUAUGAAAAGGAUGGUCUCUCUGGUGCUUCUAGCCACAUAACCACAAAAUCAAUGGCUGCUCCUCCAAGCUGUGGUCUGAGCCCACUGCUGGUCCUGGCGGUAACCACCCUGUCCACCUUAUUAUCUGUAUCUUUGGCAGAAACAUUGUAGCUGCAUUUAAAAACAAUAUGGACAUGUAAAAAGACAAAAACCAAGUUAUCUGUUUCCUGUCCUCUUAUAUAUCUGAAAUUCCACUUUUAGGAGCUCAGUUGAGACACUGCUAAAACAGUUUCAUCCAACUGGAACUUUCUUUUCUUUUCUUUUCUUUUUUUAAGAAAGCUUCUUGUGAUCCUUAGGGCUUCUAUUGGCUACCUGAUGCAGUGCUACAUUCCAAGCUCAAAGGCUUUGGGGCCUGCUGUGUUGUGAAGGGACCCCUGGUAAAUUCUGGCUGUAAAGCAAACGAGGGCCAUGUUUUUCAUGAUGAUGAUGACGAUUUUAACAAUUGAACUCUGGCCUUUACCAGCUAGAGAAGGACUCAGUGUUUCUAAAGAAUCUUCCAUAUCUCAUGUAAGAGUUUUGGUUUCUGAUGACCUAACAGCAGCCUAACCUGGAUACCAGACUUCUUUUUUGUCAUAAUGCAAAGAUUCCCAUCAAGAGAAUCGUGAUGUACUUCACGCAAACACACCUGUACCGAUGUUCACCUUUCUAUAUGUACUAGCAUCUCCCACGCUAAUGCUUAUGUACUAUAAACGGUUCUUCGCUCUCCUACAAAACAACAAACACCCAUCACAUCCAAAUGUAGUGUCUGUCUUCUUGUCAGAACUGAGAGUAAGAGUGGGGUGUGAAACUUCACAAAACCUUCAACAGCACUUUCCUAAGCCUUACCUGAGUAAGAAGCCCUUAAACUAACGAGAGUCAAAUUCAGCCGAAGUGUCACUCUAAUACUCUUUCCAUGUAUGAGGUUAUAUGUAGAAAAAAAUUUUACUACUAAAUGGUUUCCACUAUUGGCUUUCUAUAUUUUGGAAGUAAUGGUACUGUCUUCAUUUUUUACUGAUGAUUUAAUACAAAAUACUUGGAGCUUGUUUUCCUCUUAGAAGUAGUGUUGGCUCCAAUAUUAACUUCACAAACACAGCUCUUCAAAAGCAGGCUCUGAGGAGCUCCGUGCUUUAGCAGAAAGCGCCGCAGCACGUUACUGGGACAGGCAGGAGGAAGCGGAGCAGCCAAGCGUUGUCUUUUCUCAUUUCAGUGCCACUGUGCAUACCUGCAAGGACACCACAGCCCCUCGUUAAUGUUCUGCAAUGUCUAAUGGCACACGUGCCAGGGGACGCAGUCAGUACCUUGGUUUUCAUGUUACCUGACAAAGGCCGCUUUGAGGGGGAAGGGGCACAGGGAUGUGCUUCCCUCUCUCCAAAGCAGACCUGUGCCAGGGUACACAGUCCCAUCUCUAAGGGGUGUCUUUACUCCCAAUUUGGAUGGCUUGGCAGCUGUUUGGGCCGUUUGGUCAUCACGAAGCUGCUUGCAUCUUGUUCUCUGUCCUCAGUGACAGACUGGGACUGACUAUGCAGAAAGAAAGGAGGUUGGGGAUUGGGAGAGUCAGCAGUGGGGUCUGGGGAGGGGAGCUGGUGGGCACAGGUACACGGAACAGAACAAGACUCUGGAUAUAAGGCAUCUGGCUUGUUCACCACGCUCAAGUUCCACAGUUUUUUCCUUAAAGAAAUAGACUCUGAAGUACACUUUUGAAGUCUGAGUGAAAUGGCAUGACUCAGAAUCUGCCGUGAUCAAGUGCUAGUAGACAUGUGUCUGCAGAGCUGAAUAGAGGAUAAGGGAUUCCAUCUUACAGGGUGCUGGGAGCAUUGGUUUCUCCCCACAUUAGUGGAUGGGCUGGAGGAGGGAGCCCAUGGUGCACGUACUGAUCCCUUUUGCACGCUGAGGUUUGCCUUGUAAGGGUUAAUCAAAGUCCUGGAAUGGGGAAUCUAUUAAAUCCAAGAUAAAGGCAUAGUCUUUUAGCUCUGUUGCUGUUUGAAGUACCUUUAUAUCCGAAUGUGAAUAAAUAUAAAUGUAUAAUA
Messenger RNA from Manis javanica (Malayan pangolin), 3990 nucleotides. The record is from RefSeq and is a predicted model, not a curated record. Lineage: Eukaryota; Metazoa; Chordata; Mammalia; Pholidota; Manidae.